Molecule: messenger RNA, 583 nt
Organism: Sodiomyces alkalinus F11
Lineage: Eukaryota; Fungi; Ascomycota; Sordariomycetes; Glomerellales; Plectosphaerellaceae
Exons: 1
Coding region: 111-482 (123 amino acids)
Source: RefSeq, a predicted model, not a curated record
GCAACGCUGUUGAGAACAUACUUGACCAUCGCGCUGAAGGGAUCCGGCCCCCCGACCAGGUGAAGGGCGGCCGUGAUAGUUACGAAACGGCUGGACCGCAUCAUGUAUUGAUGAGAACUUUUCUUGUACGCGACCUUACGUCUUUCUGUGGGGAUAAGCGGAAGGAGGGUGUAAGAAGAGUAGGGAGCUUCGGUCUAGCAGGCUCGUUGGCCGUCCUUUAUACCACGUUGAGAGAGUUCCAUCUCACACGACAUACUACAGCCAACACGAGGCAGCAGUCGACAAGAUCCCAUAAAGUUCUGUUUGUGGACAUCAGGAGGAUGGUUUGGUUGACGCCACAUUUGCCUCGUCCUGGACCGACUGGGAAUUUCAGUGUUAGUACAAGGCGCCUUAAGUGGCAAGGGAGGAAAGGCGCACGUAUCCUAGAAACCUUGAAACUUUGUCUUGCACCUUCGUGUCUCAAGCCUUCGUACCUUAGUUGAGAAGUGCAAAAAAUGUCGUUAUCCAUGAAGCCUCUCAAACUAAACCCGAGGUCUAGGUUCUCGAUACUUUGUCCCCUAUUUGCCUUUGCCGGUGGCACCGU